Musa acuminata AAA Group (dessert banana) is the source of this 3574-nucleotide messenger RNA. RefSeq lists its product as uncharacterized. The record is from RefSeq and is a predicted model, not a curated record. Gene Ontology annotation, cellular component: cytoplasm. Lineage: Eukaryota; Viridiplantae; Streptophyta; Magnoliopsida; Zingiberales; Musaceae. Gene Ontology annotation, molecular function: protein binding. Bases 1307 to 3340 code for a protein of 677 amino acids. The transcript is spliced from 4 exons.
UCCCCCACACAACCUCUCCUCCUCCCCCUUCUCUUCCUCCACGAGCGGCACGGCGGAGCCACAUUCUCUCUUCCGUCUCCUCCGCUCGUUUUGAUCUUUCCUACCUCCAUCUCCGGCUCUCUUUGUAUUAAGAUUGUUACGCCUCUCUGUGCUCGAAACAUGUAGCUUCCCUGAUAAUCUUCUCACGCUCUGGUUUCUGACGUCCCGUAGAGUUCUCCGGUGGUGUUUCGUUGCGGGCCAUUCUUUCAUCUCUUCUUUGAGAUUGAGAAAGGAGGAGUAAAGGUGGGAUUUUGAUGAGAUUGAUGGUAAAAAGAUUGUUCUUUUGCUUCGUUCGUGGCUUCUAUUGCAGUCGAGGUCGAGGUGGAGGCCGAUCUAGAUUGUAAGCGCAUCGGAAGCUUUCUUCUGUGGUUCGUGUUUCUAACCAAUAGGUCUUCUCGUGUUUGGGAUUUAUUCUGUUUCUGAACAAAGAAAAGGAAGAUAAUGUGAUCUUUUUCUUCCUUAGUCUUCUGGGAUUAGGGAAAAAAGGGCACCGGGAAGAACACUUCCAAGCUUUGGCCAUGAAAACCGAUGAGGCGUUGCCAUUGGUUUUCCAAUGCUUCCAAAAUUUCAGCUUUUGAAUGUUCUAUCUGCUCAUUGGUUUUUUAAUGCUUCCUUAAUCUUUCAUCUUUUGCAAUAUGAUCUUCUUUGUGUAAACGGAAAUCCUUCUCUUUACCCAUGGAUUCCUUGUACUUUGGUGAUCCAGAAUCUAAUGGAGGAAUGCUUUUGUUGCUUUCUCCAUCCGCUUUUGGAUCAGGAUCAAAGGCAAAACAGUGAUAUUUAACCAAAGGGAAAAGGACAGUUUUAGAGCAAAGAUCGAGCUUUUCCCCCUCCUUCAUCUGUGUUUAUGGAUUUGGGGUUUGUUAGAUUCAAAGAUCUAAUCUGUUCCUUUCUUUUUUGCUCUCCUAAGGGCUGAUACUAAACAAGAAUUCGGGAGGGUUCUCAGCUGGUAUCAGAGCUGUUCUAGAUCACUCUGGCCGUCACUGAGGUACCAUCCUCUCGCACCUUGAGAAAGGUGUGGGCUCAGGAGGACGCGCUCUUCCCUCUACUCUCCAUCCCAAUCUCCACUCUCCUUAUUGUCUGGCUUCUCUGUCAGAUGGUUAAUGGAUCGCCGGUCGACAAUGGCUAACCCGUAAAUUCAUUUCAGUAGAUACCACCUACCAGUCCUUCGUCGUUUAAGCUUCUUGUAACCCCAUCGAGUCUGGUAGCUGUUCUUUAGAAUCAUAAGGAGAAGGUACUUGUCAAACGUAUCAGGGAUCUUGUGUUGUUGAUGAGUUUCUUGAUCUCGGUAAAGAUGACAAGAAUCAGUUGCUUCCCUGCUCUUCUGAUUGGAAAGAAGAAGAAAUCCAAAGAGUCCUCAAAGAUUAUUCAUCCGAAAAAGGAGAAUGGCAAUGGAGAUUUUUCAGUCGAGCCAGAAGAAUUCAUCUAUGCAUCUAUCGAGAAGGCAAGAAAGGAGGCAUCUUUCGAGGACUCUGUGUCAGUAAAAACUCGGGUGAAGGAGGUCCCUUCAACCAAUGUGAAAUUGGUGAGGAACGGCAAGAAGGAUGAGGAUUUGGUUCAAACCGAUGCGACGAUUGAGGCAGCUUAUGAGGGAGGUGAUGAACAUGAUGAUUUCUUGUCGAUGAAAAGAGAUUUCUCUGACUUCGAUCUCCAGGCCCUGGCAGAAGAAAAGGGUGAAACCACUUGCCACGGUUUGCAUCAAGAAUUGAGCAAUGGUGGAUUGGAGAACGUAUCUGAGAAUCUCGAUGACAUCACACCCGAAGUAAUGAUCCAGAGUGGGCAUGUAAGUGAUCCAGGGAUGGACCGGACCACUGCUUUCUGGGGGUCUCCGAUGUUGAUGCGCUCAUGCUCUAAUAUUGAGACGAAGAGAGCUAUUAAAAUGUUUAGGUCCACAACCAAUGCCCGCUCGUAUGAUGAUGACCUUCAAAACUUAUCUGGAAAUUUCCUUGGAGAAGCACCAAAGUCAAUCCCAGGCAGCCCGACAUCAGUAAUUACCUCAUGGAGUGCCGAUAAAGUGAUGCUAAAGAAGAGGUCUUCGAGUCAGGUGCUUCCUUCAAGAAGUAGGAAGCUUUGGUGGAAGCUUUUUCUAUGGAGCCACAGAAAUCUUCACAAGACUUGGUCUUCGAAACCAGAGAGGAAUGUCGCCGUCGAUGAUGCUUCCAAUCAGAAAGAUGGUUAUUGCUCUGAUACACUCGAACCAAGCUGCGGUGCUGAUUUGAAGAACAAGAAAGCCGUGGAAGAAUCUGGCAUUAGAUGUAGGAAUGGUGCAUGGCCUCCGAACCAGUGGGUUGCUUUUUCUCCAGAAUCUUCUUCUUUCGAUAGAGUCAGUGCUUGGGUUCACGAUCUUGAUGACAGUCCAUUCUGCCCAAUCGAGGAUGAUGAGAACGAAGAUGAUGAAGCAGCAGCAGGGUCUCAGACACACCCAAUUUUUCUGGAGACCGGAGAAUCAUCCAGCAAAAACUGCGCUCGAAAUUGCCGGCGUGCAGCAGAGGAGGUCUUGCAGGCCAACAACAUCAUCCAAUCUCUGAAUUCACUUUCCUCAGUGGCUCACAUUGCCAGCAUGGGCUUAAAGGUCAUACCAGCAAUUUCAGUUUUCACCAGCCUCCGGUCAGUCAAUUUAUCUGGCAACUUGAUAGUUCACAUUUCGCCUGGAUCUUUACCCAAGAGUCUCCACAUGCUCGACUUGUCAAGGAACAAGAUUGCCACAAUCGAAGGACUCAGGGAACUGACAAGGCUUCGCGUUCUUAAUCUCAGCUAUAACAGAAUCUCGCGAAUAGGUCAUGGGCUGUCAUACUGUACUCUAAUCAAGCAGCUGUAUCUGGCCGGGAACAAGCUUAGCGGUGUUGAGGGACUUCACAGGCUUCUGAAGCUCACAGUUCUUGACCUGAGCUUCAACAAGAUAACCACAGCAAAGGCAUUGGGCCAGCUUGUUGCCAACUACAACUCCCUGUUGGCCCUCAACCUGCUUGGGAACCCAAUUCAGAGCAACAUCGGAGACGACCAGCUACGUAAGGCAGUCUGUGGCCUCCUCCCACAUCUAACGUAUCUGAACAAGCAGCCUAUCAAGCCGCUAAGGGCAAGGGAAGCGGCAACCGACAGCGUUGCCAAGGCUGCCCUCGGAAACAGUGGCUGGGGAACACGGAGGAGGGCGACCAGGCGAGUUGGCCAGGUCUCAACUAGUUCAGUUAAGGGCAUGACCGGCGAGGGAAGCAGCCAUAGAGGUGCAGGUAGCGGCGGCGGGAACAAGAGCAGCAGACAUCGAUCAAAGAGCAGGCACCAACACUCCAUUUCUACAAGGAAAUAAGCGCAUCGAGCUUGUGGGUUUCCAAAGUAUCAGACCUUUAUGAGAUCCACGCGUGGACCAAAUCUAAAGAUGUUAUUCGACAGAUUUUAGGCCUAAAUUAAGGAUUUGAUUGCAGUAUGGUAACACCAUCGGAGGUGCAUGUGAAGAACCCAAAGUCACAUUCUUGGAACUCUGUCAAUGUUGUUGUUCCAUGUUCUGUCUCCUGUACAGCUAUAAAUUCUUUUGUUUGGUAGA